Messenger RNA from Carcharodon carcharias (great white shark), 3110 nucleotides. RefSeq names its product RUN domain containing 3b (gene rundc3b). The coding region runs from base 86 to 1426 and encodes 446 amino acids. The transcript is spliced from 11 exons. NCBI's taxonomy places the organism in Eukaryota, Metazoa, Chordata, Chondrichthyes, Lamniformes, Lamnidae. The record is from RefSeq and is a predicted model, not a curated record.
AUCAUUCCCAAAGGCGCCUCCGCCUCUCCAGUACUACAACUCCUCCAAUAGUUCACUUUUUCUAAUACAUAUUUAAAAAGAGAGAAUGGCUUCUCUCAGCCUGGGACUAAAUUUCUCACGAAAGAAGAGCCUGGCGAGAAACGCUGCAGUGGAGCGGAAAAACCUCAUCACCGUCUGCAGGUUUUCUGUAAAGACACUAAUUGACCGCUCCUGCUUUGAGACCAUUGACGACUCAUGUUCGGAAUUUACAAAUUUUGCAGCUAUUCUGGAACAAGUCCUGAGUCAUCGUCUCAAAGGUCAAAUAAAUUGGUUUGGUUAUGAAAGCCAUCGAAGCUUCUGGGACUUCAUCCGUGUGGCGUGCAGUAAGGUUCCCCAUAACUGCAUCAGUAGCAUUGAAAACAUGGAGAAUGCAAGCUCGUCAAGAGCAAAGGGCAGAGCAUGGAUCCGAGUCGCACUCAUGGAGAAGCGUCUGUCUGAGUAUAUCUCUACUUCCCUAAGGGACAUCAAAACAACCAGGAGAUAUUAUGAAGACGGAGCAAUUGUACUAGGAGAAGAAGCAAACAUGCUUGCUGGCAUGCUGCUUGGACUCAAUGCUAUUGAUUUCAGCUUCUGUUUAAAGGGUGAGAGUUUGGAUGGCAAUUGUCCUGCUGUUAUAGACUACACCCCCUAUCUGAAGUUCACGCAAAGCUCUGAGAGUAUCAGCAGUGAUGAGGAGGAGUUGCGGACUCUGGGAAGCAGCGGCAGUGAAGGGAGCACACCCGAAAACAUUGGUCCACCUUUCAUUACCGAUGAACACAGUUGGUACAACAAGUGCAAGCGAGUGGAGCAGAAGUUCAGGCUGGCAUUGGAGCAGAAGGGCUACCUGGAGGAGUUGGUACGUUUGCGAGAAGCUCAACUUGCAGAAUCAGUUGCUCAAAACAAACUUGUUCUACAAAGGAUGGAAGAGGCUGACCUGAACCACAAAUUGGAGAAGGAACAACUGGAGUUCAUCAUCCUGGAACUGCAGGAUCAGCUGGCGGUGUUAAAAAAUAAUGAUUUGAGAUCAAGACAAGAAUUAACUGCACAUCUCACCAAUCAGUGGCCCUCCCCAGGAGCACUAGAUGCAGAUGCUGUCGCUUUGGAUACACUUCUGUACAGAAAACAGUGUGGACAAUGGGAUGAACAUAGUUUUCAAAGUUUGGAGCAACUCUCAGCAGAAAUCAGUCUUUCUUCAACUUCAUUAGAUCCAUUGCAUCCACAGAAAGAAGGGGUAGGAAGGCAUGGAAACUCAAAAAAUGAUGGAAAGGAGGACACUCCCUCAUUACUUGGUCUAUGUGGAUCCUUGACCUCCAUGACAAGCUACAAGUCUCUUACAAGCCUCAAGUCAAGUGAAUGUCUUGCAAGUCCCAAUGCUGAAAUUACAAGCCCAGGGCUCACCCCAUCUUAGUAACAUUUGUGAUUAGCAAAGCAAGGAUGAAGCUGUCAUCUUGUGCACUAAAGUGACAUUCCAAUCAUUCAACAAAUCCUGAAAAGCAUGGAAACUUGACUUAAUAAAUCCAAUCUGAUUUUAUUUAACCAGAAAACCGACCGAAAAUGCACUUGCUACUCUGCGGUAUAUUUAAUGUUCGCAGAAGGCUUUGGCCAGUCGUGUAGGGUGCUUUACUUGAAUGUGUUUACUUUGGGAAUUAUUCCAUAUGUGCAAAUGUCAGUCAUGACAGCUUGGGUUGAGAUUUCUUUCCCAUAAAAUGUCUGCUUUAAGAUGUCCUUCUACUUAUAAAAGAAAGCAUUAUAAUUCUCAUUGCUUUUGCUGCUGGUGUUACUUUGCAGAAGCCUGUACUCUGGGUUUGUGAAUUUCUGGAGCUAAAAAGUUGUCAAAUGUGCAAUUAAAUUCAUUGCUUAAAAAGAGAAGCUGCUACUUUUCCUGGAGAAUUGAAAUGCAAGUGUUGCAGACUUCUAUAUGUAUUUCAUUAGCUAUUGUAUUUACUUUUUUUUGAGAAUUUCCAUCUAGCUUUACAUCCUGACUGCUUGGAACAAAGCCAUUUUCCACAGACCUGUAAGUGAAGGUGAUACCUAGUUUUUGUUGUUUUUGCAUUAUUUGACUAACUUGAUACAAGAUGCCUUUAACAUUCUGACAGGGUUUAGGUAUGUGAAGGUGUAGACUGGAUUUAUUCACUAAAGCUUUAAGUACCUGCCUGUUACAUGUGAAUGUAAAUGACAACAAGCACAUUUAGUGUUAAUUUAAAUGCAGUUGCCAGAAGGCUUUGUGCACUCACAAUGUUAUUGAUCUCAAAUCUAGAACAAGCACUGUAACCCAGCCAGUCCUGCACUGGUUUGAAUACUGCUCCAUAUUGUAAUUGUUUAAUUUCAGUGCAACUAUGUCAACAAAAUGAUGAAAAUUGUAACAUUCUCCUGCCCUAAUGAAGAAAAGUGAACCAACUGUGAAUGUUUUGCUCAACAAUAACAAAUCACUAAUUAAAUACAUUGAGGGAUGAUGGGUAAAAAUCUUGUUAAUGACGCAUUUAAACAUGUUGCAGAGAACCUUGCCACAGAUGUAUGCACACUUUAAGUUAUAAAUUGUGAAAACGUUUAAAUAGUUUUGUUAAUUGUAACUAACUAGGUAUGAAUUUUUCUAAUACUUGUAAAUUGCAUUUAAGUCUUUGACCUUGGGUUACAUGUAUGUUUGUAACUUUGUCAAUGUGUGAUGUUUUACUCUAAAUGGCUUAAAGUAACAGCGAUUCCUCACUUUACUUCCUGUUACUUUUAGCUGUUUAUACACAAGAAUAAUUAAUCACAAUGGGUCUUAGUAUAGGGUCUUUUAUGAUAUCUAUUAUUUAAAAACUAUUGGUAUAAUUGUCUCACCCUAUUUUUAGUGAUUACUUUUAAAUACCAUCCCACUGUAUCAGUAAACAUUUUAUUCUGUAUUAAACUAACACUAAGUUGCUGCUGAAAUGUACAUAAUGCAUGAUGAAUCUGUUUCCUUUUGGCACCAAUGGGUGUUCACAGGGCUUUUACUUUGUUCAGUCUUAUUUAAAUGAGAAGGGCAAUGUAAAAUUUUACUUGUGUAUGCUUUCUUAAUUUUUGUCUUGAUAAUUUGUGAGGUCUUAAUGAACUGCAUGUAUAAUAAAGUGAAA